Culicoides brevitarsis is the source of this 2990-nucleotide messenger RNA. Its product is annotated as titin. The transcript is spliced from 9 exons. Gene Ontology annotation, biological process: positive regulation of actin filament bundle assembly. Lineage: Eukaryota; Metazoa; Arthropoda; Insecta; Diptera; Ceratopogonidae. The record is from RefSeq and is a predicted model, not a curated record. Gene Ontology annotation, cellular component: Z disc; nucleus; actin cytoskeleton. Gene Ontology annotation, molecular function: actin binding. The coding region runs from base 335 to 2620 and encodes 761 amino acids.
ACCCAAAGACAUCGUUGUUUUUCGGAUUCGCUGACAAAAAAAAAAGAAAAUAAUCGAAAAAUCGCAUCGACAGAAAAACUGACAGUUUUUUUUAAUUCGUGUCGCGCCGCGAUCUGUGAACAAAAAGAAAAUAUUUACACAAAGCCGAAUCAUAACAAAAAUUAAACAAAAGGUUUGCAUGUUUUAAAUAAAUUAUUAAAUAUUAUUGUUGUGUUCAGGCGAUUACGUUACAAGCUCGCAAUCGCAUCGAUAAAAGCAAAUAAAGGAAAAUAGUGAAGUAAAAAAGAUAAAGUUUUGUGGAAAUUUUUAAACUGAAAUAGAAAACGCAGCAGAGAUGGAGUCACCUGGGCCGCAACCUCAAAUAGAAAGUUUUUCUAAUCUACUUGUAGAGGAUGAAAACAGAAAACAAAAAAUCGACUUACAGAAGUUGUUUACGCCCUCGACUGACUUUGAGGAGAUCAAACCCGGCAAGAAUCGUAAAUUGUAUGCGUCGUCGGCAUUUUGGGCGCCUGGCGUGCAUCCCACGGUCGAAGAUCAAGUUGAGCUCGCUCGCCGAAUAUCACAUUCGCUCAGUGACAUCAGCAAUCAACGUUCCAAGGGUCAGUCCAUGUACAUAAAUCGCAAAAAGCGCUCCGUCAAGUGGGUUCACACGGAUGGCAAUCAAAACGAGGAGACAUAUUCGUACACGGACACAAGCAAUCGCGUGAACGAUCACGAAGAACGCUCGGAACAAACAGAAAUCACAAGCAGCGGACCAAAAAAGGUGCCUUUGAAGUUGGUAAUGAACCCCCAAGGUACCCCCAAGGACUUUUCGUCGUUACAAAAGUCGGAAACGAUGCCCAUUUUGUCGCCUGAACCGAUUAUCAGUGCAUUGAAGACUCCUAAAGAGAAGGGAGCUGAAUUAUUUGCCAAGCGACGCAAAAAGUCCGACAAAUGGAUCAUUGACGACGAAAAUCCAGAAAAACGUACGACAACGCAGUCACAAAAUUAUAUAAACACAAGUACAUCCGUGCAAGAGUCGUAUAACGAGAGUGCAAAGAAGAUUGAGGAAGCAAUUGAGACAAUUUCACAAUCGAUUAACGAUAUGACGCCCAUAAGUAACAAUACGCCAGCUCCGGAUCAGCAAAGGAAGCUUGAUACGCCGGCGUCGUAUGUAGCAACGAGCUUGGUCUCACAAUCCCCAACGAUCAUCCCAUAUCCGCGAUACCAAGGAUUGGCAUACAAACCAUCGAUUCCCCAAGGCUGGAACGCUCCUCCAAUCAAACUCUCCAUCGAAUUAGAAGAACCUUUCGAGGACGAAACGCCCAUAAAACUCUUCAGAAAAUCAUCCGUAAAAGCUGCGGAUGACGAGAACAAAGAAAAUGAAAUCCCCGACGACGACACGAGCCUCAAAGAAGAACUUUUGAAGGACGAACAAGAAAUUCUCGAGAUUUACGAAGACCUUGAUCGACAUUUGAAAUUAAUUGACGACGAUCAUCGCAAAUCGCUCUGCGAGUCUGUGGAAACGUCAAAUUCGCGUCGUGAAUCUGUGAAUUUCCCCGAUCCUCCGAAGCCGCCAGAGAUUCCUGUUUUUAAGCCGAUUAACGUGUUGAAAAUUUUGAAUGAACCGCCUCCGCCGUUGCCCGAGUUGCAAUUCAAUUUGGAAGUUGACGACGAAUCCGGGACAAAAAGUACGAAAGAAGGCACUGCUGAGGAGGAGGGAGACGAAGAAGAUCCGGAUUAUCCGAAAAUUUCGGUGAAAGAAUUGAUUCAUACGUUUGAAAAUGUUCAGCAUCAGCAAAAAGUUCACGUGCGAGAAAUUGACCGGAUGAUCAAGGAACCGAGCACGGAAACGGAGAGUUCUGAAGUCCCCAAAUACUUGCCUCUUUUCACGGGGCAACAACAACCGACAGUUCCUGCUGUUCCUGAGCCACCGAAGAUGCCCGAAGAGCUUCCAAAGUCAUUUGCGCCGAUAUUUGCUCCCGUCGUACCGCGCUUGGAGAAGUCCAAAUCAGUUCCUGACUUGCUAAAGGCGCCUCCAGCGAUGCCAAUUCCCGAAUUUACGCCCGUUGAGCAAAGACCAACGCAUGAAAUUGUAACAAAAGCACACGAAAGUCUCGAUAUUGUCAAUAAAUUGAUCGAAAAGCACGAGAAUCGGAUCAAAGAGAGUCAAUGUGAUGUCGUACCAAUGCCUAAAAAUGUGUUUAAUGUUGUAACUAAGAACAGUUUUAACAAUCACGUCGGUGAAAGACAAGGUAAUGGAUAUCCUGAACCAAUCCCGGAGCCUCCAAAACCCGUUGAACCGCCAAAGCCAUAUGAAUUGACGAUCCCCGUGAAACGCGAUGCCUUGAGCAACAUCUCCCCGUUGCCUUUCAUCCAAAAUCCUUCGCCGCUUCCCACGGGAGUCACUGUUAAAUUGCCCGAACCUGAGCCGCCAAAGAAGCCCGAUUUCUCGUACGAAGCAUUCUUACACAAUUCGCCGCCCGAAGAAUAUAACAUCCCCGAAGCACCCAAACCGCUCGACUUGUCGAGUCUAAUGAGUUACAAUACGGCACCGCGUGGAUGGGGCGCCGCCAAGGAAUAUUACAGGCCCGUGCAUCUCGGACAAAAAUACGAUAACAUGGUCUAUUCUGAUUUCUAAAAAAUUUGAAUGGAAAUUUAUUUUAAAUAUUUAACUGGAAAUAUUGUCGUUAUUUGUUACUUUAUACGUUUUUAUCACACAUUAUUUUUGUAAAAGAAAAAAAAUUCUUUGUAAAAUAUUAUUUAUUAAUUUUUAAUUAAAACGAAAAAUAUUCAACCAAUUUCGUAUACUAUCGCGGAAGGGUCACUUACGUGUUUGUGUCCUAAUUUUUUUUAUACGUGUAAGUUUUUGCCUUUUUCUUAUAUUUUGGAUCAGAUAUUAAAUGUUAAAUUGAAAAAAAUAGUUUUAAAACUAAUAAAUUAUUGUAAAUUAUUUUAUGAAGCCAUGGAGUGUUUUUUUAUUAUUGAUAAACCCGAAAAAUUGAUGUUAU